Mytilinidion resinicola is the source of this 1410-nucleotide messenger RNA. Its product is annotated as taurine catabolism dioxygenase. Lineage: Eukaryota; Fungi; Ascomycota; Dothideomycetes; Mytilinidiales; Mytilinidiaceae. The coding region runs from base 59 to 1147 and encodes 362 amino acids. The record is from RefSeq and is a predicted model, not a curated record. Gene Ontology annotation, cellular component: cytoplasm. The transcript is spliced from 4 exons. Gene Ontology annotation, molecular function: 2-oxoglutarate-dependent dioxygenase activity.
GGUAACUCUCCAGAAGAUCCAUCAAGAAGCCACCAACAACGACUACGAAUCCGCAAACAUGGCACCUUCCGCAGUAUCAGCAGAGCCCGCUAUUGACAUUGAAGCCAAGAAGCUCAGCUUGAGGAAUGGACCAUUGAAGUCGGCAGGCCUAUUGGACAAGUUCGAACAAGACGACGUAACUCCAGUCAUUGGGACCGAAUUUCCAAAGGCCAACCUCGUGGAGUGGCUCAAUGCACCCAAUUCGGAUGAGCUUAUACGCGACCUAGCAAUCAAGAUCUCCGAACGUGGCGUCGUCUUCUUCAGAGCUCAGGACAACCUCACAAAUGAGCUCCAAAAGACUCUCAUCAAUCGACUCGGUCAGCUCACUGGACGCCCCGCGGCAAACACUCUCCAUAUCCACCCCAUUCUUAACCCCGAGCGCGAACUCGGCGGCGAUGACCCCCAAAUCAGCACCAUCAGCUCUGUCCAGAACAAGAAGAUCUACGCAAACACCCAGUUGGACGUCAGCACGAAGAAGCAGAGCAGCAGCGCCGUUUGGCACAGCGACAUCGCGUUCGAGCCUGUGCCAGCCGAUUAUACCAGCCUUCGUCUGACACAGCUACCCAAGACUGGCGGAGACACCCUCUGGGCCUCCGGCUACGAGCUCUACGACCGCCUCUCCGCCCCCUACCAAGCCUUCGUCUCCUCCCUAACCGCCACCUUCGCGCAACCAGGCUUCAACGCCGUCGCUGAGCGCGGCGGCUUCAAGCUCUACGACAAAGCCCGCGGGGCCCCCGAAAACGUCGGCGGCGAGCUCAAAGCCGUGCACCCCGUCGUGCGCACCAACCCCGUGACCGGAUGGCGCAGCCUGUUUCCCGUCGGCGGCCACGUCAAGUACGUCAACGGCGUGACGGAGCAGGAGAGCAAGAGCUUGCUAGACUGGUUCCUGAAGCUGUUGGUCGACAACCAUGAUUUGCAGGUUCGGUUCCGGUGGAGGAAUGCGAAUGAUAUUGCGAUCUGGGAUAACCGUAGCGUGUUCCAUACGGCUACGUACGAUUACGAGGGGCUGGGUGAGCGCUUUGGGAAUCGUGCGGUUGGGCUAGGCGAGAGGCCUUUCUUAGACCCCAAUAGUACUUCUAGGAGGGAGGCGCUUGCUGCGAAGGCGUAAGAUUGUGUAGCAGUCUUAUUUUCCACUGUGUUGUUGUGAGGAUGGUUAUGCGUUGUCUGGGUGUUGAUGUUGCGACUUAGGACUAUUUGGUAAGACGACGUAAUGGGAUUCGGACCAUUUGUACAUAUUGCGCUUUUAUGAGUUCAUUUCUUACCACGCUUUGUUUUCCUGGUAAAUUGAACUCAAAUAGAUUGAUCUCUCUUCUGUUUUAAUUUGUAUACUGCGUCUGAUAUCCCAAUACCAUCCAAAACAGGAGCCACGUU